Molecule: messenger RNA, 1899 nt
Organism: Mytilus trossulus (common blue mussel)
Lineage: Eukaryota; Metazoa; Mollusca; Bivalvia; Mytilida; Mytilidae
Exons: 10
Coding region: 1-1899 (632 amino acids)
Source: RefSeq, a predicted model, not a curated record
AUGAAGAAUGCUGCAUCAUGUUAUAAAUUUGUCCAGACCUGGGAUAACGAGCAUGCGUUUUCCCAAAAUGAUAACAGUUGGUGUAAAACUGUCUGUAAAGAAGCUGAUGCAAAAUAUCAAUAUAGUGGAACAUAUUACAAUUAUUGCUAUUGUCGAGAAACGGAACCGUCGGCGUUUGACAAAGUUGAUGAUGAUGAUGAAUGUUAUUACGAAUGUCCAGGUAACAAUGAAGACAUGUGUGGAGGAUAUGUCAACGGUCACCUGCUUACUGUCUCAAAAAUAGAUCGAACAAAUGAAACUGUGACCAAGACAAAUACCCAAGGGACUAGUGCAACAGCUGUGUCUACAAGAGUCUCAGCGAUGACAGAAUUCAUGAACAUGAUAACUAACGACACAUCCUCGGCAUUAGCUACAGAAAUCGCUCCUUAUAUAACACAAGACUUAUCCAGUACAACAUCUGGAAAUGCAAAUAAUGAUAUUUCACCUGUUUCGACUGAGACAUCAACACGAGAAACAACAGAUCGAACAACUGAAACUGUGACUGAGAAAAAUACCCAAACAACUAGUACACCAGCUGUGUCUACAAGAGCCUCAGCGAUGACAGAGUUCACAAACAUGAUAACAAGUGACAAAUCCUCGGUGAUUGCUACGAAAAGUGCCCCUUAUACUACACAGGAGUUAUCCAGUACAGCAACUCAAAAAACAAAUAAUGAUAUUUCAUCUGUUAUGACUGAGACAUCAACACAGGCAAUAACAGAUCGAAAAACUGAAACUGCGACCGAGACUAAAGUGACUAGUGCAACAUCUGUGUCUACAAGAGACUCAGCGAUGACAGAGUUCAUGAACAUGAUAACUAACGACACAUCCUCGGCAAUAGCUACAGAAAUCGCUCCUUAUAUUACACAAGACUUAUCCAGUACAACAUCUGGAAAUGCAAAUUAUGAUAUGUCACUUGGAACGACUGAGGAAUCAACACAAGCAACAACAGAUCGAAAAACUGAAAUUGCGACCGAAACGAAAGCGACUAGUGCAACAUCUGUGUCUACAAGAGACUCAGCGAUGACAGAGUUCAUGAACAUGAUAACUAACGACACAUCCUCGGCAAUAGCUACAGAAAUCGCUCCUUAUACUACACAGGUUGUAUCCAGUACAACAUCUGGAAAUGCAAAUAAUGAUAUUUCACUUGGAACGACUGAGGAAUCAACACAAGCAACAACAGGAAUAUCAACUGAAACUGAGGUUGUAAAAAAUAAAGAAGCAACUACAGUGUCCAUAGCUAUAAGAGAGUCAACAACGACAGAUGUUAUAAGAAUGAUAACUAGAGACACAUCUCCAUUUAUUGUAACGCAGAGUACGCAUGGUAUCACACAGGAGGAACUCAGUACAACUACUGAAAAUAUUGAUACUGCCAUAUCAACUGUUAUGACUGAGACAGCAUCACAAACAGCAAUAGCUGAACAACUGAACAUCAUCUUUGUUGAAGUGAUCAUGCCAGCAUGUAAAUGUUCAAAUUGGAACAGUUUAGAUGAAGAAGAUACAUUUUACUGUAACUAUCAGGCCUCAGCAAGCGAGAUCAUCACUAUAGCGUGCCAACCUAACACAAGAGGGAGGUUCGUUAGAAUUAAAUGGAAGGAUAUGGAAUCCCUUACAAUUCGUGAAGUAGAUGUUAACGGCGACCAGGUGAACAGCACCAAUGACUCAGGUCUACCAAGUACUGCCCAUGCAUGUGACCAUUCCGGGUAUGGAUAUACCGGCCCGAUCAUAGGGACAUCUGUAGCGAGCAGUUACAUUGAUUGUACAAUGAUGUGCUUCACAAUUACAGCCUGUGCUGCUGCAGAGUAUGACAAGAAAGCAAAUGUAUGUACACUGAAAAGUGAAUGUACGAAUACAACUCAGUAA